AUGUGUUUUUACAGUGAAGUAAGCAGAGAUUAUUGGAACAUCCUGUCCGUCCUGUUUGCUAUCAAGGAGAUAAACCGGAAUCCCAGGCUUUUACCCAACAUCACCCUGGGCUACAACAUCCAUGACACCUACUUCGAUCGAAAGAUGACAUCUGAUGCCUUGAUGGACCUGCUCUCUCCUGGGCGGGCGAAUGUUCCCAACUACAAGUGUGGAAGACAGAAUCACCCAUUGGCUGUUCUUGAAGGAUCUGACACUGAAAUCUCCACCCAAAUAUCAACCAUGUUGGGCAUCUACAAAAUCUCACAGGAGAUCAACCAGAAUCCCAGGCUUUUACCCAACAUCACCCUGGGCUACAGCAUCUAUGACACCUAUUUUGUUCAAAAGAUGACUUUGGAUGCCCUGCUGGACCUGCUAUCUCCUGGGCAGGCAAAUGUUCCCAACUACAAGUGUGGAAGACAGAAUCAACCAUUGGCUGUUCUUGAAGGCUCUGACAAAGAAAUCUCCAUCCUAAUAGCAACCAUGUUGAGCACAUACAAAAUCUCACAGAAUGACAAAGCUCAGUUCCCCUUUUUCUAUUCGACGUUCCCCAAAGAAAAGACCCAGUACCAGGGGACUGUCAAACUACUGUUGCAUUUCAAGUGGACGUUGGUUGGUCUUGUUGCUGAAGACUCUGAGAACGGAGAAAGAUUCAUGCAGACCUUGACGACUGAACUCAUCAGGAAUGGUGUUUGUGUCGUUUUUAGGCAAAUGAUCCCAAUACAACUUCUUGACGAGGUUCACCCUUUCUUGAGAAACCCCCAGUUUUACAAUACUUCCAUCAUAGAUGGAAUAUAUUUGGACAAGAAUGGAGAGCUGGUGGUCAACUUUGACAUGGUCAACUGGAUGGUGCUUCCAAAUAAGUGCGUGGAAAGCUGUUGCCCAGGAUUCAGGAAGUUGGUUCAGGAAGGAAGACCCAUUUGCUGCUACGCCUGUUCUCCCUGUGCAGAAGGGACCAUCUCCACUCAGAAAGAUGCAGAACAUUGCACCAAGUGUCCAGAAGACCAGCAUCCAAACAAGGACCGAGAUCACUGUAUCCCAAAGGAAAUGACCUUCCUGUCCUAUGAAGAAUAUCUGGGGAUCAUCCUGGCAUCCCUUGCCCUCUUCCUGUCCUUCAGCACAGGCUUUGUGUUAGGAAUCUUCAUUCGAUUCCCAGAAACUCCAAUAGUCAAAGCCAACAACCGGGACCUCUCUUACAUUCUCCUCGUAUCUCUUUUGCUUUCCUUCCUGUCCCCCUUCCUGUUCAUUGGCCAGCCAAGGAAAGCAACCUGCCUCCUCCGACAAACAGCCUUCAGCAUCAUCUUCUCAGUUGCCGUCUCUUCUCUGUUGGCCAAAACGAUCACUGUGGUGCUGGCCUUCCUGGCCACAAAGCCAGGGAACAGCGUGAGGAGAUGGUUGGGAAAGAGUUUGGCCAACUCCAUUGUCAUUUCCUGUUCCGGUGUCCAAGUUGUCAUCUGCACCACCUGGUUGGGCAUCUCUCCGCCAUUCCCUGACUCUGACAUGCACUCCCAGCCUGGACAGAUCAUCCUGCAAUGUAAUGAAGGGUCUUUCGCCAUGUUCUAUACUGCCCUUGGCUACAUGGGCUUCCUGGCUGCCAUCUGCUUCAUGGUGGCUUUCCUAGCCAGGAAGCUGCCUGGGUCCUUCAACGAAGCCAAGCUGAUCACCUUCAGCAUGCUGGUCUUCUGCAGCGUUUGGGUCUCCUUUGUGCCCACCUACCUGAGCACCAAGGGGAAAUACAUGGUGGCUGUGCAGGUCUUCUCCAUCUUGGCCUCCAGUGCUGGGCUCCUGGGCUGCAUCUUCAUUCCCAAGUGCUACAUCAUUGUAUUGAGACCUGACCUGAAUAGAAAGGAACAUCUCAUGAUGGAAAUGAAAAAGGGGAUCUGA
Messenger RNA from Elgaria multicarinata webbii, 1920 nucleotides. RefSeq names its product vomeronasal type-2 receptor 26-like. Gene Ontology annotation, cellular component: plasma membrane. The transcript is spliced from 6 exons. The record is from RefSeq and is a predicted model, not a curated record. Gene Ontology annotation, molecular function: G protein-coupled receptor activity. Gene Ontology annotation, biological process: G protein-coupled receptor signaling pathway. Lineage: Eukaryota; Metazoa; Chordata; Lepidosauria; Squamata; Anguidae. The coding region runs from base 1 to 1920 and encodes 639 amino acids.